Vitrella brassicaformis is the source of this 1426-nucleotide messenger RNA. NCBI's taxonomy places the organism in Eukaryota, Vitrellaceae. The record is from the annotation of a GenBank genome assembly.
UCACAGACCCCAGGUGGAGGCGGGCACGUCCUGUAAAACAAAAAAGAGACAUGACGGAGUGAACAAUCUUUUGCGUGUCUCAUACUUGCAAGGAGAGACGCGGCCACAACUCUUCGUCAUACACGGUUAUAAGCUCUACCACAAACCAACUCAUAACUAAGAAUGUCCGUAAAGGCCUGCUUCCUACCGAAACCACCGAGCACCAUGUUGAUAUGCGUCUGCAGCAUCAUUUUUACGAGUUCUCUCAGCCAAAUCAACACCCAAAAGCCACGCCCACUGAUACCUACCCAUCGAUACCUAAACAAACCAUAGAAAAAAGAUUCGCUUUCAUUCGCUUCACACAUCCAUUCUUACACACCAGAAAAGAUACAUCCUUGUCUGCACCACGGACAGCACUGUUCGGGUGCUUUCGCAUAUUGUCAGUCGCUUCUCUGUGCCGUCGUCAAUGCUGCUGAGGAUGGUGCCACUCCGCCAUGUGAGUGACUGUCGUUGUAGGGCCGAAUCGCAAGUAAUGGCCCGUUUAUAUCGCCAAUAGCGUUUGAACCGCCACACCUGCACGGUCCUUCGCCAGAGACACGUGUGAUUAAUGAGGACGGCCAGUGCGGCGAGGAAGUAGCAGAGCCAGGCUGUUGAGUAGAAGAGUGUCAGUGGAGUCCACUUGACUCGCACAUCCUUCGGUCUCGGGCGAACGACAGCUUUCGCAAAGUAUUCCGCCUGCAUGCACGUCCACACACCAAUGUUUCAAAUGUUGUAUCUCUUCAGCUGACAGCACUUUACAUUUUGGAAACGCGGUAUCUCGUCUUUUGAGUACAUUUCUGCAUCCACAACAAACAAUGUAUCGUUUGCGGGUUUGGGUUCCUCAAGCACCACGCACCAAUCGGUAGUGGCUCCAGGCAUUCGGCCUGACAGCGUAGAAUGGCGAUUGUCCCAAGCAAGACGAGCACGACUAAAAGGAGAUAGUUGAAGACCGUCGUCACGUCCCUGUAGUGCGAUUGCUUGAGGAAGCUCAGCUCAUCAUCCUUCAAAUUCCCAAGCGUCGUGCAAGUCACCGAGCCCUUCCUCCCAUGUUUCUCGCUCCCGUCAGCCAGCGACUUGCGGCGUCUGCGGGGCGCAAUGCUUGGGGCGAUUUCAUCGAGGUCGUCGGCGAAUGCUUGAGCUACCCGCGUCUUCGUGACCUCAUCGUCAUCGGACGGGGCCCUCGGGAGUUGGGCAGGGAAUAUGCUUGUCAGGGCUUCGCUUGCUCGCCUGACUGUCCGCAUGAGAAAAAGAGAGACGGGGCGACCUCAGAGCCAGCGAUGUGACCCCUGCACGCAGAAAUUUAACACAGAGAGAGAGAGACGCUCUCAAGAAGUAAGAAAUGAGGGGAGGGCCUUACCACGAGUUGGGGUGCGUUCAUGAGCGCUCCAUUGGUGAGCGCUCUUGACCG